UUGGUAUACCGUUCGACUCAACGAAACAUGAACACCAUGUUGUCAGAAAAGAGUCGAAAUUUCACUAUUUUUGGGUCAUUCUUUGUGGUUUUCUUGGUUAAUCAUCUUGUCUCAGGUAACAGCUGCGAGGAUACUGGCUUCCAUCCUGAGAAGAAGGGCAAGUACCUCAAACAUCACGUCAUUGAUGCCAUGACAACCGAAACUGCGUCCUUGUGUCGCAUCAUGUGUUAUCUACAAGAGUCUUGCAAGUCAUACAACUAUCAACCAAGCAAUGGGUCCUGUGAGCUUAGUGACUCAGAUGAAACCGAACAUGAUCUUGUUAAUUCUCCUGGCCAUAUCUACGUUAAAAGAAAGAACCCUUGUGAAAAGAAUCCAUGUAGUGAUAACGAAGUAUGCAAGCCGAAUUAUAAAGAAGAAAGUUGGAGCUGUUCUUGCCGACCUGGUCACGAAGGUCCAAAUUGUAGUAAAGUUUUUGUCAAUUGUUCAGAGCUGUUCUCAGCUGGCAAUACUAAAGAUGGAAUCUAUCGAAUCGAUCCUGAUGGACAAGGCUCUUUCCAAGUCUACUGUGACAUGACGACCGAUGGCGGUGGGUGGACUGUGUUCCAAAGGAAUCGAAAUGACUCCCUCACGUCUUUCAAACGUCAAUGGCAGGAAUAUAAGACCGGUUUCGGUAACAUGACUGGCGAGUUUUGGUUGGGCCUCGACAAGAUUUACCGACUGACCAAAACGCAAGUUGCAUCAUUACGUAUUGAUCUGGAGGACUGGGUUGGGACCAAGAAACAUGCUGUGUAUUCAUCGUUCUCUAUCGCUGAUGAGAGUGAUUUUUACCGCCUGAAUGUCAAUGGAUACUCUGGUACUGCUGGAGACUCUAUUACAACUGCUGAGGAAAAUUCAGGCUGGAUUAACAAUAAGAGCAAUUUUAGUACACCUGACAAGGAUAACGAUGAUAGGACGGAUGGGAAUUGUGCAGAGAUUGGUGGUUGGUGGUAUCGAUGGUGCAGUAUUUCAGAUCUUAACGGACAAAUAACCUGGUGGACCUUUUCUAAAACCUUAAAUAACACCGAAAUGAAACUCAAAUAAAUUAAUCAUUCCGUUGCUUUAUUCAUUGCUGGAUAAUUUGUUGGUUUGUGUGGUUUGAAUUUCAUUGUAAAGCAAAGGCCUUUAGUCUGAGGAAUCCGCUAUUAUUUAGCAAUUAUUCGCCGAAGGCGAAGUGAAUAUCGGGUAAUAGAGAGUUAAGAUUCUCUUUUACGGCAAACGCGAAACGUCAGUUGACCAUUAGAAAAUUCUUUAAAAUUAGUGAAAAGGAAUCGCAAAAAUCUCUA
Actinia tenebrosa (Australian red waratah sea anemone) is the source of this 1322-nucleotide messenger RNA. RefSeq names its product fibrinogen-like protein A. NCBI's taxonomy places the organism in Eukaryota, Metazoa, Cnidaria, Anthozoa, Actiniaria, Actiniidae. The record is from RefSeq and is a predicted model, not a curated record.